CAGACUGGUCUCAAUGAAGCGCUUGGGGCUGUUUUUCACACACCCAGGAUAUUUCUUUUUAACAGCUCGGCGUGCAGGACUCCAGGCUACACCAGAGCCCCGUCCGUCCCUCCACCGUUAGCUCAGCUCCUGGAAAAAUGAAGGUCCCCUGUCUUCUUCUCCUCCUGAUUUUUACGGUGAUAACAUACGGCGAGGGGAAGCGAAAACAAGAAAUCACCCAAAAGAAACAUAUUGCGAAACGGAGCCUGAUUCCGGCAGAUAGCCUCCGGCCUCUCCGGCGAACGAAGAGAAGGUGGGUCCUCACUACGCUGGUGUUGGAAGAGAACGACAAUGGACCUUUCCCCAAAUUAGCUGGAGAUCUUUUCAACGAUCGAGCCGCCAACUACUCUAUCAAGUACCUUAUCAGCGGCCCUGGGGUGGACCUCCCGCCGGAGGUCGGUCUCUUCACCAUCAAUGAUCAGACAGGUCAAGUCUUCGUUCACCGGCCCAUUGACAGAGAGAAGACACCUUACUUUGAGAUUUGUUUUGAUGCUGCCGACAGAUUGUCCGGAAAAAUUGUAGACAAAUCUCUCAUUUUUAAUGUUGAAGUGAAAGAUAAAAAUGACAACGCUCCCGAAUUCUCCAAAUCGGUGUAUGAAGUCUCCUUGAAGGAAACGGCUAAUCUUGAAAACCCAGUUUUACAAGUUUUGGCGUAUGACGGUGACAAGCAGGACACGGCGAAUUCAGACAUCACCUACAGCAUCGUCUCACAGAUACCCGCCCUUCCCAAUGUGAAAUUCAUUAUCGAUCCUAAAUCCGGAUUGAUCCGCGGCCAAGGGUGCUUGAACUAUGAGCAAUCCAAUACGAUUAAGCUGUUGGUGAGUGCGCGUGACAAUGGACUCGAGCCUCUCUCCUCCACGGCCACCGCUAUUCUUCGAAUCGAAGACGGAAAUAACCAGAAGCCCACGUUCCCCACACUGAAUUACAAUCUGACCGUGCGAGAGGGGGAAGUGAAGAACGAUUUACUAAGAAUCAAAGUGGAGGAUAAAGAUUUACCGCAGACACCGGCGUGGAGAGCCAAGUUCAAAAUCCUGUCCGGAAAUGAGAAAGGAAAUUACAACCUCACGACGGAUCCGAAGACAAACGAGGGCAUUCUGGGCAUUGUGAAGCCUUUGGACUUUGAGGGAACCCCUUUGAAGGUCCUUAAAAUAUCUGUACAAAAUGAAGAGCCAUUAUACAUCUGCCAAAAUUCCAAAGUUCAGGUGGACAACACACCCCAACUGAACAACGUGACUGUCACUAUAACCGUUAUGGACAUAAACGAUGCUCCGAUUUUUCAUCCUGCAACUCAAAUAAUCAGAGAAAAGGAAGGUCUGAAGUCAGGGUCCCUCCUGCUGAGGAUUAACGCUACAGAUCCAGACAGGAUUCCCAACAGGAUCAGGUAUGAGAUCGCGCAUGACCCUGCAGGUUGGGCCACUGUGGACAAAAAUACUGGAGAAAUCAGAACGUUGAAAGAACUAGACCGCGAAUCGCCGGAAGUCAAGGACAGCGUCUACACUAUCAUUGUCAAUGCUAUAGACGACGGUGACCCCCCGCAGACAGGGAGCACUACCGUACUCCUCUACCUGUCCGACCUCAAUGACAACACCCCAGAGCUGGUCUUGCCGUACGUGGAAAGGUGCCAGGCGCUCAACAAACAGGCGUUUACCGUGCAGGCCGUCGACAAGGACCUGGAUCCGUUCUCCGGACCAUUCAAGUUUGAACUGGGGGACAAUUCUAGAGCUGUGCAGGACGUCUGGAAAAUCGGACGGAGUCUCGGUGAUUCCGUCGAACUCUUAAUGGUUGAUGAUCUUCCACCCGGGAACUACACGGUUCCGUUGUCGUUCUUCGACAGGCAGGGCAGUUCCAGCAAGCAGGUGCUGAAUAUUCGAGUCUGCGGCUGUCCGGACGGCCUGACCUGCGAGAAGAUACAGCCAGCAGCUCAUAGCUUGGGCGGAGGAGCCAUCGGAGUAAUAGUUGGCGUUUUGCUUUUGUUCCUGCUGGCCCUGUGUCUUCUGAUGUGCUGCUUCUGUGGCUCCGGAAUCAAGAAGACCAAAACCUUUUUGCCCAACGAUGAAGGAAACCAAACCCUGAUCAACUAUAAUGAAGAGGGAGGAAGUGUGCUGUCUCAGACAAGCCCGACGGUACUUAUUGGGAAUGGAAAUGGGAACAUCGGCAUGACUAAGAAUGGAGUGGGGGUUUAUGCAUCUGUUUCAAAACAAAACUCACAAAACCAAAAUGUUGCCCAGCUUCAGGGAACACAAAAGGAAGCAUGGAAUCAGGGUUCCGGCUUCCGGUUGCACGCAGAGAACAGCAGCUAUACCCCGAACAGCAAAAUCCUGAGGGACGGAACGUUAAAUAAUAAAGGACUCGACAUUUUUGUAGAGAGGGUCGGAGAAAUGGUGAAUUAUAAACUACAAGCAUUCCUUGACGAAGACGAAAUCACCGAAUACAAUCCUCGGACGUACGCCUACGAAGGAGAGCUGGAGAGAAUGGAUUCGGGGAGCUCGUUCUCCAUCGCAGACAACGACGCCGACCUCUCCUUCCUAAAUGAUUUGGGUCCCAAAUUCUUAACGCUUGGGGACAUUUGCCAAACGAAAUGAGGACCUGUUGACGUUUUAAUAAUCGCUAUUGUCACGGGGCAUCAGGGAGGGGGCUUUCUUUAAUGUUGCACUGAACGUCUUGGGGUAAAAGGGUAGAAUCGGAAGUAUAAAGACCCAGCGAUGGCUCUCGUGUUUUAUUCGUCUAUAGUAAAGGAUAAGAGGUAGGUGUUUGGCUACGAUGCUUGCGUUGGGUCUUAUAGGGUUCGGUACUGUAUACAGUGCUGUAUAUAUAACGUGGAAUGCGAUUCACAAACCUGUGGAUUUUAAUGGACGUUCCGGAGGAAGAUCUCCAGUAUUCGGGGGUGGGGGGGUUAUCGGAGCGGCGAAUGAGAAGGACUACUGGACGAGGAACGCAAUGGGGCUGAAUUGGGAAACCUAUUGGAAUGGCUGUCCAACGUGUGUCCUCAGCUUCUGGAAAACCUCAACGGGACAAUAAAAUAAAUUAAAUGGGAUGGAGGUCGUAGAAAAGCCCCCCAGCUUAAUGGAGCCAUGGCGAAAGGAUUUCAUACACCAUGUAGAUCAAUGAUUCCAGGGUAUGACAUCAUCGCAGUGACACACAAGGCUAUUACCUCGCUACUAAUAUGACAUUAACUACUGAUAUUUCUCCACCUUGAGUUACAUCGGCAAGCGAAAGAAAACAUGUUUCAUACACCAUGUGGAUCAAUGAUUCCAGAGCAUGACAUCAUCGCAGUGACACGCGAGGCUAUUAACUCACUACUGAUAUAGCAUUAACUACUGAUAUUUCUCCACCUUGAGUAACAACUCAGACUUGGCGAGCGUUACCUGGGGGUAUUUUUAUUGUUUAAAUCAGGUUUCUCUUCAUACCCUUUUUCUGUAUAACUCUGAAACACUGGAAAAAUACUAAAAAAAAUACUAAAGGCUUCUCGUAAUGUACAUACAAUUUAACCCAUUAAAAUGUAUUUUCUUCCCUUUGUACCAGUAAAAUAAAAAUUUCAUACAAACU
Molecule: messenger RNA, 3585 nt
Organism: Spea bombifrons (plains spadefoot toad)
Lineage: Eukaryota; Metazoa; Chordata; Amphibia; Anura; Pelobatidae
Product: cadherin-like protein 26
Exons: 19
Coding region: 138-2621 (827 amino acids)
Biological process (GO): homophilic cell-cell adhesion; calcium-dependent cell-cell adhesion; cell-cell junction assembly
Cellular component (GO): adherens junction; plasma membrane; catenin complex
Molecular function (GO): calcium ion binding; cadherin binding
Source: RefSeq, a predicted model, not a curated record